CUCUCUCACCCCGGCAGGAAGAUGGUGUCUGUCAGUAUGCGGUCGUGUGUGUUGUUGGUUUUACUUCUGAACGUUUUCUACGACGUCGUCUCGUCGUUGUACUUUCACAUCGGAGAGACCGAGAAGAAGUGUUUCAUAGAGGAGAUCCCGGACGAGACGAUGAUUAUCGGUAACUAUCGGACUCAGCUGUACGAUAAACAGAGAGAAGAGUACCUGCCGGCCACUCAGGGUCUCGGCAUGUUCGUGGAAGUCAAAGAUCCGGAUGACAAGGUGAUUCUGUCUCGGCAGUACGGCUCGGAGGGAAGAUUCACCUUCACGUCUCACACACCUGGAGAGCACCAGAUCUGUCUGCACUCCAACUCCUCCAAGUUCUCGCUGUUCGCCGGAGGCAUGCUGAGGGUUCACCUGGACAUCCAGGUGGGAGAACACGCCAACAACUACGCCGAGAUCGCCGCCAAGGACAAACUGACGGAGCUGCAGCUGCGAGUGCGCCAGCUGGUGGAGCAGGUGGACCAGAUCCAGAAGGAGCAGAACUACCAGAGGUACCGGGAGGAGCGUUUCCGUCAGACCAGCGAGAGCACCAACCAGCGCGUCCUGUGGUGGUCUAUCGUCCAGACACUCAUCCUGGUCGCCAUCGGCAUCUGGCAGAUGAGACACCUCAAGAGCUUCUUCGAGGCCAAGAAGCUCGUCUAACUUCUCAAUGAGUGUGUGUGUGUGUGUGUGUGUGUGUGAGUGUGUGUGUGUGAGGGCUGCACGAUAUGAGUAAAAUAUGUAAUUGUCCUUAUUUUGACAGAUAUUCAAUCGCGAUUUGAUUGACGAUAUCAGAGGGGAUGAUCAUUUUUUGUCAUUGCGUUAUUCUCAUUUUCAUUGAAGAAUAUUAAAAUGGAUAAUAGUAAGAUAUUGAAAUGAUUAAAGUUUUUUUUUUUUUUUUGCGAGGAUCUGUACCAAACAAAGUCUGCAGGACAGGAUUUGGUCUCGGCAGCACCACGAUACGUCAUUCACAACAGUUUGACACAGAUUUUUGCCUUUUAACAAAUCUUGCGCCCCCUACUGCCACUUGGAUAUGGCACUGUAGUCCGUAUGGCGAUUUUUGAUCUGCAGCCCCCGUUUUUGUGUGUGUGUGUGUGUGUCGGCUUGUUUAACUAUAUUCGUGGGGUCCCGACAGCU
Molecule: messenger RNA, 1167 nt
Organism: Perca flavescens (yellow perch)
Lineage: Eukaryota; Metazoa; Chordata; Actinopteri; Perciformes; Percidae
Gene: tmed9
Product: transmembrane p24 trafficking protein 9
Exons: 5
Coding region: 22-693 (223 amino acids)
Source: RefSeq, a predicted model, not a curated record